Messenger RNA from Fraxinus pennsylvanica, 582 nucleotides. The record is from the annotation of a GenBank genome assembly. NCBI's taxonomy places the organism in Eukaryota, Viridiplantae, Streptophyta, Magnoliopsida, Lamiales, Oleaceae.
AUGGGUGAUGUCAGUACGAAUACCUUCAGGGGUUAUCAUAGCGAUACAAUCAGCUUAUCGCUCUCACAUAGAAACGGUGCAUUCAGCAUGGUUGCUGCAUCUGCAAGGCAUGAUGAUGGUUAUUUCGAUGAUGGCAUUGUGAUUUCUAGUUCCUUUCAUUUUGAUAACUAUAUUGUUCAAAUAAAUAGGAUGGAAUUGACCAAUUUAAAUGAUGUCAUCAGAAAUACACGGCGGAGGAGAAAUGGCGCCGCCAUCAAAGGAUUCUUACCUCGGUUAAUCAAAAUGGUUCUCCCGAACAAUGUCGAUUUGCUGCAUCCUCCAUUGGAAUUGGAGAAGAAGAAGCACAAGCUCAAGCGUCUUGUUCAAUCCCCCAAUUCUUUCUUCAUGGAUGUGAAAUGUCAGGGUUGCUUCAACAUAUCAAACUUCCUAGGAAUAAACAUGACGCAUUGUGGAGCACCAUCCAUUGUAAAUACUAUCAAAUUUCCUAACCCUACUGCUGAACUAUGGUUUUGUACCAAUCAAAAAGAUGAUAUGAACGAAUUUUCACCUCAUUUCGUGCCAAGUGGAAGAAAUGAUGUAUGA